Molecule: messenger RNA, 939 nt
Organism: Aspergillus clavatus NRRL 1
Lineage: Eukaryota; Fungi; Ascomycota; Eurotiomycetes; Eurotiales; Aspergillaceae
Exons: 2
Coding region: 1-939 (312 amino acids)
Biological process (GO): negative regulation of DNA-templated transcription
Molecular function (GO): DNA-binding transcription factor activity
Source: RefSeq, a predicted model, not a curated record
AUGGCAGACGUCGCAGCUCUUGAGGCGGAGGUCAAGGAAUUCAAGCUACAGCUCGAAACAGUCCAAUCGAGUUUGCAGGUAGACCCAGACAACACGGAACUACAGAGUCUUAAAACUGAGCUGGAAGAACUUAUAAACCUCACCGAAACAUCCAUCGCCGAACUUAAGCCGCCUACUCCAUCUGCGACCUCCACAAAACCUGCUCCCGCGCCAACGAAGGAGAAAUGGUCCAAAGAAAAUCAUCCCGCUUAUGCGGCUAGCUAUCGCAAACCCGUUGUCGAACAACCGGAGGAGGUUUCGGCUCCGGUAACCUUCUCCGUCAACGACAACGUUCUUGCUCGCUGGACAUCGGGAGAUAACUCCUUCUAUCCUGCCAAAAUUACCUCUAUCACCGGCUCAUCCAGCAACCCCGUCUACCUGGUCUCGUUCAAGUCGUACGGAACGGUGGAAUCCUUAACGGCCAAAGACAUCAAGCCCAUUUCCAACAGUGAUUCGCGGAAACGCAAGGCUGAUGCAAGCUCAGGCUACUCUUCGUCGCAGUCCCCUGUCCCUCAACCCCCUCAUGCCAGCGUAAUCUCUGCGGCGGCUGAUAUCAAUCCUGCAUUGGCUAAUCAGGUGCGCAAAGAGCCCAGCAAGGUCGGCGAUGGUCCCGCGCGGCCUGCCAAGGUACCCCGAAAGGUCAAGGCCAAUCGUGAGCUCGAGGAAGGCAAGAUGAAAUGGAAGGAUUUUGCGAGCAAGGGCAAGCUGGGACGGAAAGAUAGCAUGUUCCGCACGGGAGAUGGGAUGAACGCUCGAGGUACUGCAUUCCUAUAUUUUCAAGACGAUCGAUAUGCUAACUUCUUCUUACAAGUGGGGUUCACGGGGUCUGGCCAACAGAUGCGGAAAGAUCCUUCGAGAUCACGACAUGUCUAUCAGCAAGCGGAGGACGAGGGCUAUUGA